CUUACAAAACCUUGACCCACAAAUUGAAAACGACGUUGCCAGAAAUGGUCACAAAUUGAAAACUAGAGGUGGUUUUGAGUUUUGAACUCUCACACGGUCUGCUUCUUGUAGAGGCGGAAUUUUUACCGUAGAAAAGCCAUUAAGUUUUGGAAGGACCAAACAAAACUAGUACAAAGUGGAGUAGUAAUAAUGGCAGAAUCACUUCAACUCCCCAUUAUCGACCUUACUUCCCCUGAUCGUAUUUCCACCGCUCGUGCAAUUCGUCAGGCAUGUGUAGAAGUUGGUUUCUUUUACCUUAUAAACCAUGGGGUAGAGGAAAAGCUGUUUAAGAAAGUGCUUGAACACAGCCAAAAGUAUUUCUCACUGUCAGUUGAAGAGAAGAUGAAACUGGUACGGAGGAACAACAGAGGUUAUACUCCCCUUUAUGCUGAGAAUCUCGAUCCCUCUUCUGGUACCCAAGGUGAUUCAAAAGAAAGCUUCUACAUCGGUUCUCUGGAAGACAAGAGGGCUGUUAGUAACUUGAAUCAGUGGCCUGCAAAAGAAAUUCUGCCAUGUUGGAGAUCAACCAUGGAGGAUUACUAUAAAAGAGUCUUGGAUGCUGGGAUAAGACUAAUUUCACUGAUUGCUUUGGCAUUGGAAUUGGAUGAGGACUUUUUUCAUAAAGCAGGGGCAUGUGACUCACCAAAUGCAUUCCUUCGUUUGUUACAUUAUCCAGGUGAGUUACGAUUAUCUGAACAAGUGGUGUAUGGUGCUUCUGCUCAUUCAGACUAUGGAAUGUUAACUCUUCUAGCUACAGAUGGUGUUGGUGGACUUCAGGUUUGCCGGGAGAAAUUCAAGCGACCUCAGAUAUGGGAAGAUGUGCAUCACCUCAGUGGGGCUUUCAUAGUUAACAUUGGAGAUAUGAUGGAGAGAUGGACAAACUGCUUAUUUCGGUCCACAUUGCAUAGAGUUAUGCCAACAGGGCAAGAGCGUUUUUCGAUGGCUUUCUUUUUAGAACCAAAUCCAGAUUGUGUGGUGGAGUGCUUGAAGAGUUGCUGUAGUGAUUCAUCUCCUCCCAGAUUCUCUCCAAUUCGUGCCGGAGACUACUUGGAAGAGCGCUUUAAAGUUACAUACGCAUCAUAGAUUUUGCGCGAGCAGUCGUUGAACUAUGUUACAGGGUGAGAUUGUUGUUUGCUGAUGAAGUUUAUGGAUGUUGAAGCUCCCUCGAAGUAUAUACAUUGUUUUAGCUCGAUCUUGGUGUGAUUUUGUAUUCAGCAAUUUCACAAGUUAAUAUAUUGGGGACAGUUUGAGGUGGAGCAAGUUUCUUGAUAUACGCUUGUGUAAAAGAGCUAUUUGGACACUAAUAUGUGGCCAUUUACAUUAUCACUAGUCUAUUUGAAACAUAUCUAUGUUUUCUGCCUGGUAUUCCAGAUCCA
This is a messenger RNA of Nicotiana tabacum (common tobacco), 1415 nucleotides long. RefSeq names its product azadirone synthase LFS. The record is from RefSeq and is a predicted model, not a curated record. Lineage: Eukaryota; Viridiplantae; Streptophyta; Magnoliopsida; Solanales; Solanaceae.